Electrophorus electricus (electric eel) is the source of this 6988-nucleotide messenger RNA. NCBI's taxonomy places the organism in Eukaryota, Metazoa, Chordata, Actinopteri, Gymnotiformes, Gymnotidae. The record is from RefSeq and is a predicted model, not a curated record.
AUGGAGUGGAGGACACCUGCACUGUGUGUACUGCUCCUGGCUCUUAGCUGGGGCCUCCAGGCAAAUGCUAUUAGGGUGCGCCGCAGCAACCAUGUGGACAACAUCUGUAGCAUGUGGGGUAAUUUCCACUUUAAAACCUUUGAUGGAGAUGUCUACCAGUUCCAGGGGACUUGUGAAUACAACCUUGUCUCUGAGUGCCAAAUGCCUGUGCAGGGCUUCUCAGUACAUGUGAAAAGAUCACAGUCCCCUGGGAACCCACAGAUCACCAGAGUGCUGGUUACCAUAGGAGACAUGGCCAUUGUGCUCACCAAGAAACUGAUUAUGAUCAACGAAGAGAUUAUAAAACUUCCCUAUUAUUUAGCAGGAGUGCUGCUGGAAAAUAAUGCUAUUUACACUAAAUUAUAUGCUAAACUGGGCCUCAGUGUCAUGUGGAACAGAGAGGAUGCUGUCAUGGUGGAACUAGACACUAAAUAUUCUAAUAACACCUGUGGACUUUGUGGAGACUUCAAUGGCAUUCCCAUUUAUAAUGAGUUCUUGGCUGAAGCUCGCUUGACUGGCUCUGUUGAGUUUGGUAACAAGCAAAGGAUUCAUGGGCCCAAUGAUGGCUGUGAGGACCCUUAUGAAGAAGAUGAGGCUGAUCAAGACACAGUGGACAAGUGUCAAAAAUUUCAGGGAGACUGCUCAGCUCUGCUGCAGAGUCAGGACUGGUCUUCCUGCAGGAAGGUGUUAAGUCCUGAGCCCUACAUCCAGGCCUGUGUAGUGGACAGGUGCUGGAGUCGUCCUGGGGACAUGGAAGACACUGCUACUCUGUGUCCUACGCUGUCUGAGUACUCCCGCCAGUGCUCCCAUGCAGGGGGCAUACCACCAAACUGGAGAACAUCCACCUUCUGUGCGGUACAGUGCCCCUUUAACAUGGAGUACUCUGAGAGUGGAUCUCCCUGUGUGGACACAUGCACACACAGAGACACCAGCUCACUGUGUGAAGAACACAAGAUGGAUGGCUGCUUCUGUCCACCUGGUACUGUGUUUGAUAACAUCUCAGAGAAGGGAUGCAUCCCUCAGGAAGAGUGCCAGUGUAAGCACAAUCAGACCUAUAACCCUGGAGAUGUGCUCCUCAAGGAUGACGAAGAAUGUGUGUGUCAAAAUGGCAGUUGGGCAUGUGAGCGUCUGCCAACCCCAGGUGUGUGUGCUGUAGAGGAGGGUUCACACUUUACUACUUAUGAUGGUAAAGAGUUUACCUUCCAUGGGGACUGCUACUAUGUCCUUUCCAAGGACUGUGUAGGAUCUAAGUUCCUUAUUUUGGGUCAGCUUAUUCCCUGUGUUGCUCAAAAAACUGACACCUGCCUGAAAUCCAUUGCCCUGCUACUCAACAAUGACAAGAAUAAUGCGUUAAUCAUCAAAGAAGAUGGCCUAGUCAGGCACAAUGGCGAGAUCGCCCUCCCUUACACCACAGGUGACAUCACCAUGUUCAGACCAUCGUCCUUCCACAUCAUGAUACAGACAUCUUUUGGGCUACAGAUGCAGGUGCAGCUUGUUCCACUCAUGCAACUCUACAUCACUUUGGAUAAGAGCCUCCAGACCAAGACCUGCGGUCUGUGUGGGAACUUUAACAUGGUGUUGUCUGAUGACCUGAAAACCCCACAAGGCUUAGUAGAAGGGACAGCUGCCUCCUUUGGGAACUCCUGGAAGGCACACCCUAACUGUCCUGACAGCAGUGACAGGCUGGAUGACCCAUGCAGCUACAGCGUAGACAGUGAGAGCUAUGCAGAGCACUGGUGUCUAAAACUGAAGGAGAAGGAAGGCCAAUUUGCUAAAUGUCACUCUACUGUUAACCCAGAGAAAUACUACAAGAGAUGCAAGUACUCAGCCUGCACAUGUGAGAAGAGUGAAGACUGUCUGUGUGCGGUCUUCUCCUCCUAUGUGCGAGCAUGCACGGCAAAGGGAAUCUUCCUGCAAGGCUGGAGAGACACAGUGUGCGAUAAAUACACUGCGCGCUGCCGAGCCUCCCAGACUUUCUCCUACAUGCUGCAGGGUUGCCAGCGCACAUGUGACUCCCUGGGCUCAGAGCGCCAGGGCUGCAGCACUCAAUACACCCCUGUGGAUGGAUGUGCCUGUCCCGCUGGACUCUAUGAGGAUGAGAAUGGUGGUUGUGUGCCCAUGGAAAAAUGCCCCUGUUACCACAAUGGAGAGCAUGUUAAACCUGGCAAGUCCAUUAACAUCAGAAAUGAGCACUGUGUUUGUACAAAUGGAAAACUCAACUGCAACACCUGGAAGCCCCUUAUUACAGACUGUCCUGCUCCAAAGGUCUUCUUUAACUGCAGUGACGCAUCAAUAGAUAAGCAUGGGUUAGAGUGUGCACAAACAUGCACACACCACAGCAUUGAUUGUUACCUUGCAGAGUGCGAAUCUGGAUGUCAGUGUCCCACAGGCCUUCUGGAUGAUGGUCUUGGUCACUGUGUUAAAGAACAUGAAUGCCCUUGUCAACACAAUGGACACUUAUACGCUGCAGGGGCUAAAAUACCAGACAGUUGCAAUUCAUGUACCUGUAAACGUGGCAAGUGGGAAUGCACAGACAAAAAAUGCCCUGGGACCUGCACCAUCUAUGGCAGUGGACAUUACAAUACAUUUGACAAGCAGAGGUUUGGCUUCAAUGGAGACUGUGGUUAUGUAGCUGUCCAGAACAAGUGUGGAAAUAAGACAGGCACAUUCCAUGUGAUCACAGAGAAUGUACCCUGUGGGACAACAGGAACCACUUGUUCCAAAGCUGUUCGGAUUCUGCUGGGAAGAACACAGUUGGAGCUGAUAGAUGGCAUCAUAACAGAAAGCGAGCUUCAAAGUGGGCCAAAAAUUAACUACAAAGUGAGAAACGUGGGCCUUUACCUGGUUAUUGAGUCUGAUGCUGGCCUGGCAGUGUUAUGGGACCGCAAAACCACAGUACGCAUCAUUCUGCAACCACAACACAUGGGAGAGGUUUGUGGAUUGUGUGGAAACUACAAUGGAAAUGGCAAAGAUGAUUUCACCACUCAAGGUCAACUGCAAGUUUCUGACAUCAUGGAGUUUGUAAACAGCUGGAAAGUAUACAGCUCCUGCCCUGAUGCUGAGCUAAGCUUUGAUCCAUGUAUUGAAAGACCCAGCCGCCACACUUGGGCAAAAACGCAAUGCAGUAUAAUCAAAGGAGAUACAUUCAAAGACUGCCACAAAAUGGUGGACCUGACCCCAUAUUUUGAAACCUGUGUAAGAGACUCAUGUGCGUGUGACACUGGUGGUGACUGUGAGUGUUUCUGUACUGCUGUGGCAGCCUAUGCCCAAGCCUGCAAUGAAGCUGGGGUCUGUGUGGCCUGGCGAACACCAGAGAUCUGCCCUGUGUUCUGUGACUACUACAAUAAACCAGAUGAGUGCACAUGGCAUUACAAUCCAUGUCACACACCAUGCUACAAAACUUGCCUGAACCGUGAAGGCCAAUGCAAGGACCCUUUACCAAACCUGGAAGGAUGUUAUCCAGUGUGUCCUGCUGACAAACCCUUCUUUGAUGAGAAGAAUCACACUUGUGUUGACAGAUGUGACACAAUGUGCUUUAUCAAUGGAACUGUGUAUAUUCCUGAGGAAGAAAUCCCAAGUAGCAAACCAUGUCAUUCAUGUUACUGCAAUAAAAAUGGAAAUGAAACAUGUUUGCUACGUCCUGGUUGCUGUUUUUACAAUGGAACAGAAUAUGGUGAAAAUGAAACUAUAUAUGAAGUAACAGACAACAUGGGAAUGUGUUACUCUGCCAUCUGCAUAAACAGUACAGUUGUGAAUAAGACGGAGCCAUGCCAUAUAACCAGCACUCCACAAACAGAAACAACCUCCUAUAUUAAGACUACUAAAAUCACGUUGACUACUUCAUCAAAAACAGCAAUUCCUACACCAAUUAGCUCUACCAAAAAUGGUUUGACACUAACUACAUCUACUUUUGGUGAAACCUCAAAAUCACCAAGUAGUUCAACAGGCUCAUCAACACCAAAAAGCAUUACUGCAACAGGACCUCCUCAUAUAUCAACUACAACAGCUAAAAUUAGUACCACACCUACAACAACACAGCAAACACGGACUACUGGGAAAACUCCAAAAGCAACAACUACUCCAGUGGUCACAUCUGGGCCAACAACUAAACAAACAAGUGAGAAGUCAACUGUCAUGACCACAAAGCCAUCUACAACUGUAUUGACACCACCAACACCCACUAUAACAACACCAUGCGUUAUUUGUGAAUGGUCUGAGUGGUUCAAUGUGGAUUAUCCAGCAUCAGGGAGUGACAUUGAAACAUAUGAAAAUAUUAAGAACCAUGGAAAAACAAUAUGUGAAAAUCCAGAAAAUAUUCAGUGCAGGGCUGUGUCGAAGCCUGAUCUAUCUCUUGAUGAAUUUACACAACUUACAGGUCAAGUUGUGCAAUGCAAUAUUUCAUUUGGUUUAGUGUGUGAAAAGGACAAACAGACACAAAGGCCAUACAAAUGUUUUGAUUAUAAAAUUAGGCUACUCUGUUGUGAGCCAUGUGUUACUACAACACCUGAAACUGCAGUCACAAUAACAAAUGAGACCUUUAUGCUUGAGACCUGUAACUGCACCAUGGCCAGGUGCAUUGAAGACAACAUUAUAGAGAUCAUCCCUUAUGAGUGUCCACCUCUUCAAAACAUCACCUGUUCAAAUAAGAAGAAACCAGUGUCUGUGCUUGAUAAGAAUCAUUGCUGUUAUGAACAAGCCUGUGACUGCAUUUGUGAAGGCUGGGGAGACCCUCACUAUAUAACGUUUGAUGGACUCUUCUAUAGUCAUCAAGGAAACUGCACUUAUGUUUUAAUGGAGGAAAUCAGACCUAAACACCAUUUGAAAAUCUACAUUGACAAUGUCAAAUGUGACCCCCGUGAGCCCGUGUCCUGCCCCAGGGCAAUCAUUGUGCACUAUAACCAUAUUGUAAUCACACUGAAAAACAACAACCUUGUAGGAGCUGCAAACCUGGAGGCUUCAAUAGGUCAUAAGGUAUUAAGAUUACCUUUCGCACAAAAUGGCAUGAGUGUGGUGAGCUCAGGUGUGAACCUGAUUCUGGAGAUUCCACCGCUCCAGGUUGUAGUAACAUUUGGAGUUACUGGUUUUAGUCUCUUCCUGCCAUUCCAGUAUUUUGGGAAUAACACACAGGGACAUUGUGGUACCUGCAACAACAACCAGGCUGAUGACUGCAUGCUACCAGGGGGGAAACUUGUUGAUAACUGUGAAGUAAUGGCAGACUACUGGCCAGCUAAUGAUCUGUACAACACAGACUGCCCUGUGCCAGCACUUGUGCCCACCCCUCCACCCACAAAACCUUCAUGUCCAUCCAACCCUGUAUGUGAGCUGCUCAAGAGCAACUUGUUUAAAGACUGUCAUCCCUUCGUCUCCCCUGACAACUACUUCAAGGGCUGUCAAUUUGACAGUUGUCAUAUGAUAAACCCUGCUGCAGUGUGCAUCAGUCUACAGACCUAUGCCUUAGCCUGCUCCCAGUCUGGCAUCUGUUUGCACUGGAGAAACCAUACUGACCUGUGUGCUGUUCAGUGUCCAGGUAACAAAGUCUACAAACCUUGUGGACCUGCUCACCAGCCUUCCUGCCAGGACAGUUACAGGCUUGAUGAGCAUACUAUGAAUGUGACUACUGAGGGUUGCUUCUGUCCUGAUGGAACGUUGCUGUUUAACAAGGAAUCCAGACUGUGUGUUAAAAAGUGUGGAUGCCUAGACCCAUAUGGCCAAGCACGUGAGCCCAGAGAGGAAUUCCAGUAUGGCUGUCAAGAUUGUGUUUGUGAUGCGUCAACUAUAGCUGUGAGCUGUAAACCAAAGCAGUGCUCAAACAGCAACCAAGUAACCUGCAGUGAACCAGGCUUCGUUCCACUCAAUGUGACAGACCCCUCAGAUGCAUGCUGCACCAUAGUCUUCUGCCACUGUGACAUCAGAACCUGCCCCAAUGUAGAAGAGAAGUGCAAAAUUGGUUAUAUUCCUGUCCUCCAAGUACCUGAAGGAAAAUGCUGCCCUGAACUCAUAUGUGAGCCCAAGAAAGUCUGUGUGCACAAAAACAUGGAAUAUCAGCCUGGUACCACAAUCCCUGUGGUGGACUGCCAGGAGUGUAGCUGUACCUGGGAAGUGGAUCCAAACACUGAGUUGCACAAGAUCCGCUGUGAAUUUGUGCAUUGUAAUGAGGAGUGUGAGCCAGGAUAUGAGUAUGUGGAAUCAUCCUCUGAAUGCUGUGGCAAGUGUGUGCAAUCCAAGUGCAUCUUUAACCACAAUGGCACCACACGCAUGUUGCAGAGUGGAGCAAAAUGGGCCCCUAAAAACACAGGUUGUAACUGGUUCAUCUGCACAUACAUUGGUGGAGAGUACAUUACUACAAGCUACAAGACACAGUGCCCUCUUCUGAACAUCGACAACUGCGAACCUGGUACAGUACAGCCUUCAUCUGAUGGCUGCUGUCAAGUUUGUGUGGAAAAGGAAAAGGGAUGUAAAGUACAGACCACAACUGAUUACAUAAAUCACAAUAGCUGCAUAUCAAAUUUCACUGUGGAACAGACACAUUGUCAGGGUGACUGCAACAGCUACAGCAAGUACUCUGAGCUGGAUUCUUCCACCUGUAGCUGCUGCCAGGCUACCCACACCAGUAACCGUACAGUGACCCUGAACUGUAUGAAUGGAGAUACAGUAACACACACCUAUGUCCAUGUGGAGGGGUGCAGCUGUAACCAUACUAAGUGUCAUGCAAGCAACACUUAGCCUGCACCACAUAUAGGAGAUACCCACCUUAGCUCCGGUCUCCUUUUAAGUAUCUACUGUGCCUGCAGUGUCAUAGUGAAACUGUCAUGGAAAACCCAUGGUUUUGAUCACCCUGCUAUGUAUUUCUCCACCAAAUGUUUUUAGAAGAUUUCAAGUGGUUUAUUUAGAUGAUUUUUUCUGAGAUGUUUUUUUGAAAGAGUGGAAUGCUUUGCUUUUUAUUCUUAUA